AAUGAUAGUAAAAAAUUUAAAGGAGAAGAUAAAAUGGAUGGUGCUCCUUCUCGUGUACUUCAUAUUCGAAAGUUACCUGGUGAAGUGACAGAAACUGAAGUUAUUGCUUUAGGCUUACCUUUUGGUAAAGUGACCAACAUCCUUAUGCUGAAAGGAAAAAAUCAGGCAUUUUUGGAACUAGCAACAGAGGAAGCCGCUAUUACUAUGGUUAAUUACUAUUCUGCUGUGACACCUCAUCUCCGUAACCAACCAAUUUAUAUCCAGUACUCCAAUCACAAAGAACUAAAAACAGAUAAUACAUUAAACCAACGUGCUCAAGCAGUUCUUCAAGCUGUGACAGCUGUCCAGACAGCAAAUACGCCUCUUAGUGGCACCACAGUUAGUGAGAGUGCAGUGACUCCAGCCCAGAGUCCAGUGCUUAGAAUAAUUAUUGACAAUAUGUACUACCCUGUAACACUUGAUGUUCUUCACCAAAUAUUUUCAAAGUUUGGUGCUGUAUUAAAGAUCAUCACAUUUACAAAAAAUAACCAGUUUCAGGCUCUUCUCCAGUAUGGUGAUCCAGUAAAUGCUCAACAAGCAAAACUAGCCCUAGAUGGUCAGAAUAUUUAUAAUGCUUGCUGUACACUAAGGAUUGAUUUUUCCAAACUUGUGAAUUUGAAUGUAAAAUACAACAAUGAUAAAAGUAGGGAUUAUACUCGACCUGAUCUUCCAUCUGGGGAUGGACAACCUGCAUUGGACCCAGCUAUUGCUGCAGCAUUUGCCAAGGAGACCUCUCUCUUAGGGCUUCCUGUUGCAGCUGUUCCAGGAGCUCUGAGUCCUUUGGCUAUUCCAAAUGCUGCUGCAGCAGCUGCUGCAGCUGCUGCUGGCCGAGUGGGUAUGCCUGGAGUCUCAGCUGGUGGCAAUACAGUCCUGUUGGUUAGCAAUUUAAAUGAAGAGAUGGUUACGCCCCAAAGUCUGUUUACCCUCUUCGGUGUUUAUGGAGAUGUGCAGCGUGUGAAGAUUUUGUACAAUAAGAAAGACAGUGCUCUGAUACAGAUGGCUGAUGGAAACCAAUCACAGCUUGCCAUGAACCAUCUUAAUGGACAGAAAAUGUAUGGCAAAAUUAUUCGUGUUACUCUGUCUAAACAUCAGACUGUACAACUACCUCGAGAGGGACUUGAUGAUCAAGGGCUAACAAAGGAUUUUGGUAAUUCCCCAUUGCAUCGUUUUAAGAAACCUGGAUCCAAAAAUUUUCAGAACAUUUUUCCUCCUUCUGCAACCCUACACCUAUCCAAUAUCCCUCCUUCAGUAGCAGAAGAGGAUCUACGAACACUGUUUGCUAACACUGGGGGCACUGUGAAAGCAUUUAAGUUUUUUCAAAGAGAUCACAAAAUGGCUCUUCUUCAGAUGGCAACAGUGGAAGAAGCUAUCCAGGCCUUGAUUGAUCUUCAUAAUUAUAACCUUGGUGAAAACCAUCAUCUGAGAGUGUCUUUCUCCAAGUCAACAAUUUAA
Messenger RNA from Puma concolor (puma), 1491 nucleotides. RefSeq names its product polypyrimidine tract binding protein 2 (gene PTBP2). Gene Ontology annotation, biological process: mRNA processing. Gene Ontology annotation, molecular function: RNA binding. The record is from RefSeq and is a predicted model, not a curated record. NCBI's taxonomy places the organism in Eukaryota, Metazoa, Chordata, Mammalia, Carnivora, Felidae. Gene Ontology annotation, cellular component: nucleus.